ACCGGAGGCCUCUGAACCACGCUGUCUCUGUGGCGCAAUCGGUUAGCGCGUUCGGCUGUUAACCGAAAGGAGCCCGGGGGCGCGCACUGGGCGGGCGCGCCCACAGGCAGUAGGCGCGUCGGAACGACUCUCCCCCGUCCCUGUUUCCGCUGGUGCCUAUUUGGGCGAAGGACCAGACCGGAACGCUUUGGAGGACGGACCGCAGAGGUUGUCUGAAGGCCGAGGCCGAGAUGGCGGCGCGGGCGGCUCCUGGCCUGUUCUGUGUGCGGAUCCUGGGCCUACGCUCCAGCAUAGAUGCAGUGACCCAGGUGCGCAGAGUCCAUCAGAAUGUGGCCACUGAGGGUCCGAGCAGCACACAGUCUGCAUUACCCAAGGCUGGAGCUGGAGCUGGAGCUGGAGCUGUGGUCCCCAAGCCCUCCCAUCUUCCCAGAAGCCGGGCAGAGUAUGUGGUGGCCAAGCUGGAUGACCUCAUCAACUGGGCGCGCCGGAGCUCCUUGUGGCCUAUGACCUUCGGCCUGGCGUGCUGUGCUGUGGAGAUGAUGCACAUGGCUGCUCCACGCUACGACAUGGACCGCUUUGGUGUGGUGUUCCGUGCCAGCCCGCGUCAGGCUGAUGUGAUGAUUGUAGCUGGCACACUUACCAACAAGAUGGCCCCUGCACUCCGCAAGGUGUACGACCAGAUGCCUGAGCCUCGGUAUGUGGUGUCCAUGGGGAGCUGCGCCAACGGCGGUGGCUACUACCACUACUCCUACUCGGUUGUGCGAGGCUGCGACCGCAUUGUGCCAGUGGACAUCUAUGUGCCAGGCUGCCCGCCCACGGCCGAGGCUCUGCUCUACGGCAUCCUGCAGCUGCAGCGGAAGAUCAAGCGUGAGCAGAAGCUGAAGAUCUGGUAUCGCAGGUAGAGCCGCCGGGCCACGCACCAGCCCUGGAUCCCAGUGUGAAUAAACCCACCCAAAUCCAG
Messenger RNA from Peromyscus californicus insignis, 961 nucleotides. It is a transcript of the gene Ndufs7, whose product is annotated as NADH:ubiquinone oxidoreductase core subunit S7. Gene Ontology annotation, molecular function: quinone binding; NADH dehydrogenase (ubiquinone) activity; 4 iron, 4 sulfur cluster binding. The record is from RefSeq and is a predicted model, not a curated record. Bases 231 to 902 code for a protein of 223 amino acids. The transcript is spliced from 9 exons. Gene Ontology annotation, biological process: electron transport coupled proton transport; mitochondrial respiratory chain complex I assembly; aerobic respiration. NCBI's taxonomy places the organism in Eukaryota, Metazoa, Chordata, Mammalia, Rodentia, Cricetidae.